Messenger RNA from Esox lucius (northern pike), 1931 nucleotides. RefSeq names its product REX4 homolog, 3'-5' exonuclease (gene rexo4). Gene Ontology annotation, biological process: DNA catabolic process; rRNA processing. Lineage: Eukaryota; Metazoa; Chordata; Actinopteri; Esociformes; Esocidae. The coding region runs from base 175 to 1503 and encodes 442 amino acids. Gene Ontology annotation, molecular function: nucleic acid binding; 3'-5' exonuclease activity. The transcript is spliced from 8 exons. Gene Ontology annotation, cellular component: nucleus. The record is from RefSeq and is a predicted model, not a curated record.
CAAACCUUGAAUUGUCUCCAUCCUGUCGGACAUUCACACUUGUAACACAUUGCGGAAGUAGAUUUCAGCAUGGCGUACAGAAAAACGUGUGGAUGCCUCAGUUCUUACUGUAUACAUAUUUUUGUGACUUUGUAAAUAUUCAUACUGUUCAAAAGGCAUAUUCCUCGAGACGUGAUGCCUAAGGUCAAACCAGCGACUCAAGUAGACUCUGGCGCUUCUUCGAAAACGUCAGAGUCCACCCAGAAGAAGAAACAGAAACCUGUAAAGAAACAUGUUUUUAAACACACUAACAUGAAAGAACCAUUGUCAAAAGUUAAAACUAAGGCGUUGCUUCCUCCAAAAGAUGCUCAACAGUUUUCAGCCAACUGGAAAACGUUACUAGAGAGGUUAGAAUCCAAGCCCCUGUUAGUGAAAAAGCAACCAGUACAUGAAAAUUCCAAGGUACACAUGGACAUUUCAAAGAAGGACAAGACUCAUAACGUUGCUAAAGAAAUUUCAAAGGAGGUGGCACCGCAUAAGAAGCCUGCUAAGGACUUACCAAAGAGAAAGGAUGUCGAAACAGUCGGCAAGACUGCGCAGGUCAACAGUGGGAAAGCAGUGAAGGGGAGUACUGUUGUUAGUAAAUCUCAGGUGAAUGGGAAAGGCCCAGGACCAUCGGUGACAGAACAGCCCAAUCCCAAGAGGAAACAAAACAGUGUCCAGAUGCUGGGCAAUCCGCAGAAGACGAAGAAGAAGAAAGUAGAAGUGGAGGAAAAUAAACCAACUGAAUUGGACCUGUGGUUUGAUGAUGUAGACCCUGAUGACAUUGAGGCUACAGUGGGAAAAGAUGCGGCUGAUAUCAUGAGGAAGAUACAAGGCAUUCAGAAAACCGAUCCCCAGAACACAGAGAAGAUACUGGUGAAGGACAGGGGGUUUGAGGGACUAACCAAGGCGGUGGCUAUGGACUGUGAGAUGGUGGGCGUGGGCCCAGAUGGAGAGGACAGCAUCGUAGCCAGGGUGUCCCUGGUGAACCACUUUGGGAAGUGCAUCUAUGAUAAAUAUGUCAAGCCCACAGAGAAGGUGAUAGACUACAGGACAGCUGUCAGUGGCAUUCGACCAGAAGACAUAAAAAACGGUGAGAAUUUUAAGACUGUCCAGAAAGAGGUGGUUGAGAUCCUCCAUGGAAGAACACUAGUGGGACACGCCAUCCACAAUGACCUCAAGAUUUUAUUCUUGGAUCAUCCAAAAAAGAACAUCAGAGAUACCCAAAAGUAUAAACCUUUCCAGAAAGCUGUGAAGAGUGGACGGCCCUCUCUGAAACUCUUGUGUAGAGAAAUACUAAACGUGGAAGUACAGAAGGGAGAACAUUCAUCCGUCCAAGAUGCACAGGCGACCAUGAGGUUGUACAAAAUGGCAAAGAAACAUUGGGAGGCAGAGAUCAAGGCUAGUCGUAAGAACCCAGAGUUGACCAAGAAGACCAAAGUACCUAGGAAGCCCAAGUCACCCAAACCCAAAUUAACCUGACUCUGGGUCUGAAGAAUGAACUGCAGCAGUUUGUAAGUGGGCUGAGGACAUGCCAUUGCGUAGAUGGCACAAAGGAGACUUGACUGAAUAGAAAUGCAUGUUUUUGGGAAGUAGACUCACUUAUAAAGGAAACCGUGUACAGUAAAUUGUGGAAUUUCCUUUGGUAACCCAAAAAGAUUGCAGAGAUUAUUCUAUUUAUUCAAAGCCCACUCGACCCAAAUCCUACAGAACGUUUAUUCUUAACAGAUGCCUCAGUGUCAUUCAUUGGCAGACACGUCACGUGAAUCCUUUGUUCUGAACAAGGUGUCUAUCUUCUAACAUCCUGUCGGGGUGUUGGAUUGUUGUUUCAACUUCCAAAUGUUGGGUUUAGAAAAUGUGUUCCAUUAUGUUGCUUUUGAUAACUUAUCAUGAAUUAAAAGUGAUAAACC